This is a messenger RNA of Annulohypoxylon truncatum, 435 nucleotides long. RefSeq lists its product as uncharacterized. The transcript has a single exon. The record is from RefSeq and is a predicted model, not a curated record. Lineage: Eukaryota; Fungi; Ascomycota; Sordariomycetes; Xylariales; Hypoxylaceae. The coding region runs from base 1 to 435 and encodes 144 amino acids.
AUGUCUGGAGGUUUACCUGCCCCGGUUAGGAGUCCCGGAGAGGGUGUCUCUCCUAAGUCGCAACCGACACUUAAGAAGACCGAUUACUUCAACCUUGAGAAGAAACCAACACCGUCUUCCCCGGUUUCCGGCCUAGAUUCCCAAAACAGUAGCGGGAAGAGCACACCUCGAGCUGAGUCGGCGCGAACAGCAGUGGUGGUGGUCGACGUGAAAGGCAAGGGGAAGGAAAUUAUUGAAAGCACAGGAGAUGCGAGCGCGACGACGACGCCAGGCGAGACCGCUUCUAGUACGGGGAGUAGUGGUCCCCCGUCCAGAAAGGGUUCCAUCUCGUCCGUGACUUUCGCACCUCCUCGUAACCCAUCGCUACCUCAGGGCUUGAAGAAGCCGCACGCCGGAAAUCGAAUUCGGGCGGCCUCACCACCGCAUCGCAGGUAA